UGGAUGACCUAUUGAGCACUGUUCAAAUGUUUUGCUUUUUUUUGCUUUCAGAGAACAGGUGAGAACUUUUAAUUCCUCUUUUAGUUUACCUCAAGGUAAACUCUCUUUAGUUUAGCUCACAGUAUCACAAUUUGGUUUGUCAAAGUGCAUUGCCUUUUUAAUCCUUGCAUUGCAUUUUAAUCACCUCCAAAAUCUUAAUUAAUAAGUAACUUGUAUAGAAAUUACUUACCUACAGGUUGUUUUAAUCUUUUCUUUGACUCUGAAAAGGGUAAUUUUAUAAGGGAUAUUCAGGGAGAAGCAUCCUUUUGUAAAACUAUAGCAUGGAAGCAAAAAUCUCUGCUGCUGUGCUUUUUUCCACUGUAUUAGCUCAUUGUCAGGGCACUUGAAAAUUAAGAUCCUUUACCUCAGCCAUGGUUAGCACAAAUUAAUCAAUAAAUAGAUUUCUCUUUCAGCUCUUCUGUUGUGAAAUGAUGGUUGUGUUGUGUUUGUGGGUAUUCUGAAAUCUCUAGACUUUCUUCUCCCCUUUUUCAAAUAAGUUUCUUGGUAUGAACCCCUACAUUUGCUAUAAAAAUCUGUUGCAAAAUACAGACUCAGAAGUGUGAGGCUUCCAUAAAGCAAAUUGUUCACAACAUUGUUAGAAUGGAUCUCACAGAUGUGUACUGUGCAGUAAAAUCAAAGUUGCCAGCUGGUAGGUAAUGAUGUGUCUGUAUCUGGCAUGCUGAUUUAAGAACAGUUAUGCAAAUUGGUCAUUAAUCUCAGAAAAAGAAAUUCAGAUAUGAAACUGAAAUAUUGGUGGAUACAAUUUUGUGCUACUUCAGGAAAAAGUAUUUGAGCUGUAGAGCUUUUAAAAUAAAUAUUUGAUAAAAAAAGGAUUAAAGAGGCAUUGGUCUUUCAAGAGGAAAUUAUAGUGAUAGAAGGGAACAGACAGCAUAGAGAAAAAUAAGUAAACAGCACAUGAUAUAUUAUUGUAAAGAUAAAUAUAGAUACUGAAGCAUAAUUUCUUUUUAAUCCCAGCAUAUAGUUAUAAGAUUUUUUAGAAGCUUUUACAGUAAUACUGGGCAUUUUCUCUUGAGGUAACACAUUUUGUUAGAAAUGUAUAUAACAUUAGAACGGACUGUCCAGGGGAGCCUGUGGUUAUUUCCAUCCUUGCAGGUUUCAGAAAAACUCAGCUAGACAAAGCCACAGCUUUGGUCUAAUCUAGUAUUGGUGUUGGUGCCAUGUGCAGCAGGAGAUUGGACUAGGUGACCUCUAAAGCUCCUUUUUGGCCCACAUGCUUGAGGUAGUUUUGCAUGAACUAUUCCUAUCUCCCCGUACAACAAAGACUACUUUCACUGAAAGGCUGUUUUGUUGAAUAUCAGUCUUGGGGACUUUAAAUUUAAAAAAAGCACCAUUUUAGACCCCAUUCCCCAAAGCUCAUUCUCCUCCCUCAUUUGGUAUCUGGUAGUUGCUUUGGAUUGUUAAUAAAUAAAAGGAAAAUUACCACAAAACAGACUGCGAAAGAUUGCCAUGGCAAAAAUGUAGUUGAGAAGGCAUUUGCAUAUUUAGGCUAGAAUUUUUCAACUACUUAAAUCCUACACUAUGUCAAAGUGAUGCAGUUUUGCAUUCCCUAUUCUCUUACAGUUACAAAAUCAUCUUUAAUAACAGGAAUAAUAUAUGGCCAGAGAAAGUAGAGGCAAUGACUUCACAAGCCAGUCAAGCCAGAGUUGUGUGUCUCCUGCAAUACACUGCUGCUUCUGCUGGUCUGCAGUGAUUCUUUUCGAGAGGCAGUCGCAUGUAUCAGGGAGUUCACUUGCUGUUUAAGAAAAAGGAGUCCAAGGAUGGCUGGCUGUGGUGAAGUAGAUCAUUCAAUCAACAUGCUUCCCACAAAUAGGAAGACAAAUGAGUCGUGUACCAAUGCAGCACCUUCCCUGCAAGUCCCUGAAUGUGCUAUCUGUCUGCAAACAUGUGUCCAUCCAGUAAGUCUGCCCUGUAAACAUGUUUUCUGCUAUCUGUGUGUUAAGGGAGCUUCCUGGCUUGGGAAACGAUGUGCACUGUGCCGGCAGGAGAUUCCUGAGGAUUUUCUUGACAAGCCAACCUUACUGUCACCUGAAGAACUCAAAGCAGCAAGCAGGGGCAAUGGAGAAUAUGCCUGGUACUAUGAAGGUAGAAAUGGCUGGUGGCAGUAUGAUGAACGUACCAGCAGAGAGCUGGAAGAUGCCUUUUCCAAGGGUAAAAAGAGCACCGAAAUGCUAAUUGCUGGUUUUUUAUACGUAGCAGACCUUGAAAACAUGGUUCAGUAUAGGAGAAAUGAGCAUGGACGUCGCAGAAAAAUAAAACGGGACAUAAUAGAUAUACCAAAGAAGGGAGUGGCUGGGCUGAGGCUGGACUGUGACACCAACACUGUCAACCUGACACGAGAAAGCUCUGCUGAUGGUGCAGACAGCACACUGACUCCAGGGGCUGCAGCUGUGCAGCCUCUAGCACCCAUUUCUGUGAGGCCCCUACCAGCACUAGAUGGUCAGCUCGUGAGCCCUGCAACGCCGUCACCUGAUGCCAGCAAUUCUCUAGAAGACUCUUUUGCCCACUUGCAAAUAAAUGGAGACAGUAUGGCUGAAAGGAGUCACAGGGGAGAGGGAGAAGAAGACCACGAAUCACCGUCUUCUGGUAGGGUGCCAGCCCCCGACACCUCUGUUGAGGAGACCGAAUCGGAUGCCAGCAGUGACAGUGAGGAUGUGUCUGCCCACCUUCAGCAACGCCCGUCCUCUGGUCAGCAGAGACACUUGAAUGCUGGUGCAAGCCAGGCAGAAGCAGAUAGACCAGGGGCAGGGGGCAGGGUGGCAAACACAAGUGUAAGAUCUAGAAGGCCGGAUGGACAGUGCACAGUCACUGAAGUUUAAAUCUAGAGCCAUGCAAAAAAAAUACUCAGUUGUAAUUUUCUGUAAAUUUUCUGUCCGCAUUGGCAUUGCACUCAAACCUAGCAGCGUGUUUGGUGGGAGGGUGGGGUGAAGGGGAGAAAACAGAUUUGGCCUGUUUUAACUUAAGUCUCUUAACAUGUCUCAGCUGGAAGACUCUAACUCUAAGAAACUGGGUUGUCCUGUUAAUGGUUUGAAAGCUGUUUAGCAAUGCCCAGUUUUCUUGAAAAUGUCUUGUGUUUAUUUUGUAGCAUUUUCCCCUUGAAGAUACUCUAUCCCUUUUUGGCCAAUGUAUAUCUACUGUACAACUUGAAUUGUCUUCAUUAUCUGACUGUUGCAUUAAGUGUCUUACUACUUUCUGCAUGGAUUGAUGUAUGAAAAGAACACUAAAGCUAUGUGGAAUCAGGCAAGGUGUUGGGUGUGAGCAGGAUGCUUAAUUUAAUGUGAGAAAAUAGAUGUGAGUUUGGAGUUAAAAUGUGUUUUACUAGACAAGAGCAAUCAUUUACCUUCUUUCAAUGGAAAUGUAAAAAUGCUGUUAACUUGUGUUGCAAAUCCUUACCUUUACACUCUCCAUGGCUUUUUCACUGGCUUUGCCAUCUAGUCCUUGUAGUUUUGUUUUUUGAGAUCUUUCUUGAUCUGUCUUGUUUUUGUUACAGAAUUUAUAAUUUAAUAAAACUACAUUUUAUCAGUAACAAUCUCA
Messenger RNA from Oenanthe melanoleuca, 3591 nucleotides. RefSeq names its product ring finger protein 146 (gene RNF146). NCBI's taxonomy places the organism in Eukaryota, Metazoa, Chordata, Aves, Passeriformes, Muscicapidae. The record is from RefSeq and is a predicted model, not a curated record. Gene Ontology annotation, biological process: ubiquitin-dependent protein catabolic process; Wnt signaling pathway. Gene Ontology annotation, cellular component: cytoplasm; nucleus. The coding region runs from base 1818 to 2876 and encodes 352 amino acids. Gene Ontology annotation, molecular function: zinc ion binding; ubiquitin protein ligase activity; poly-ADP-D-ribose binding. The transcript has 2 exons.